Molecule: messenger RNA, 1005 nt
Organism: Sardina pilchardus (European sardine)
Lineage: Eukaryota; Metazoa; Chordata; Actinopteri; Clupeiformes; Clupeidae
Product: trace amine-associated receptor 13c-like
Exons: 1
Coding region: 1-1005 (334 amino acids)
Biological process (GO): G protein-coupled receptor signaling pathway
Cellular component (GO): membrane
Molecular function (GO): trace-amine receptor activity
Source: RefSeq, a predicted model, not a curated record
AUGGAAGACCACUGGAGAGCUAAUCGCUGUUAUCCCGCCCUGAACUCUUCAUGUACAAAGCUCGCCAGGCCACAGGCAUUAUACAUCCUCAUGUACAUAUUUUUUUCAUCAAUAUCUGUGUCCACCGUUCUUCUAAAUUUGCUGGUGAUCAUCUCGAUUUCUCACUUCAAGCAGCUUCACACUCCAACCAACCUGCUCAUCCUCUCUCUUGCUGUGGCAGAUUUAUUUAUCGGACUGAUUGUCAUGCCUGUGGAAGGGUCGCAAUUAAUUGAAACAUGCUGGUAUUUUGGGGACACACUGUGUAACAUAUUCCCCAUAAUUUCUUCGGUGGCUCUUUCAGGAUCUCUCGGCAGCCUUGUCUUAAUCUCCAUUGAUCGUUUCAUUGCAGUCAGUGAUCCUUUAAGGUACUCAUUGAAAGUCACACACAACAAAGUAACUAUAAUUGUUAUUCUUAGCUGGUGUUUUUGUCUACUUUACAUGUUCUUCUUGCUUUACGACCACCUUACUGCAAUGGAGCCUCAAAGGACAUGUCAUGGAGAGUGUCGUAUCACAGUCAGUUUCUCACGGAUUGUUGGUGAUGUUUUUGUGUCAUUCAUUAUGCCUUGUUCCACGGUUAUCAUUUUAAAUUUGAAAAUUUUCUGUGCAGCAAAGUACCAUACAAAGAUGAUUAACUCUGUUACAGAGAGACAAAGGGCUAGUAACAAGGGCAUCAUUAGAAGUAAGAAAUCCAGCCGUAAAGCUGCAAAAACGAUAGGGGUACUUGUUACAGUUUAUUUGCUCUGCUAUAUGCCAUAUAAUCUAAGCACGUUUUUUGUAUACAACAAUCAAUCAUUAUAUUUUCUAUUGAUCUGUCUCAUAUGGAUUAUGUUUCUAAACUCCUGCAUAAACCCAAUAAUAUAUGCUUUGUUUUACCCAUGGUUUAAAGUCUCAACCAAGCACAUCAUCACCCUUGCCAUAUUUCAUCCAGGUUCCUCUAAUGCUAAUGUGAAUUCUGAUAUGAAAUAG